Lates calcarifer (barramundi perch) is the source of this 2332-nucleotide messenger RNA. RefSeq names its product trophoblast glycoprotein-like. Gene Ontology annotation, cellular component: plasma membrane. The coding region runs from base 530 to 1777 and encodes 415 amino acids. Gene Ontology annotation, biological process: negative regulation of canonical Wnt signaling pathway. The transcript has 2 exons. The record is from RefSeq and is a predicted model, not a curated record. Gene Ontology annotation, molecular function: protein binding. Lineage: Eukaryota; Metazoa; Chordata; Actinopteri; Centropomidae.
AAUGUUACUAUAACUCUGCCGAUUUAUACAAAAUAUGAGCAAUACUACAUAACAUCAUUGUGUAUUAUUUAUUUGAUAAGUUGUUUUUACUGCUGUGUACCAGAAAUAGUAUUAUUUAUUAUUGUGUGUCUCUCUAUUAGUUUAACAUUUGCUGUUUUUUUUUGUUUUUUUUACUUUACAUUUGGUGUGUUGUAGUCUUUUUUGCACCUCCCCUGUCAGACUGUGGUGUAGGUCACAGGCUGUGUGGAUGCCCUGAUCGUCCUCUGUACCUUUAAGGGAACCACGUACCUUUUUCAUCCAGCAGAUUCUGCGUGAUAUGAACUAUCAUCAAUUCACUGGGACCUUUAUUCCCACAGUGGAGCAGAUGAGGAGGGGACUGAUGCUGGAGCGAGCAGUCUUUGCCGCCUCUGCAGUGUGUUUGAUUAGUUUGUGAGAACAAAAGCUUAUUUAUUCACAUGGAAUCAAGUUUUUCUCUGCUGUAAUUCAUACUCUGUGUAAUCUUUCCUUUUUAAUUAGCUAUAGUUUAGACAUGAGUGUUUUUGCAGUCCAUGUGUUUUUGGGAAUUCUUCUUUGUGCACCAUACCAGUGCUUGGACUGUCCUUCUGGCUGCGAGUGUUUUGCCGUCACUCGCACGGUGAAAUGUGUUUCCAAGGAUCUGCUCACGGUGCCGCAAAGUGUUCCAGGAUAUGCAAGGACUGUCGUCAUCACAGGGAAUAAUAUUCACCAGAUUGCACCUAAUUCAUUUGCAGAGAUGGAGAAUGUCACCAACAUCAUUUUAAGCAAUAAUAGGAUUACAGAGAUGACAUCCCACAGCUUCUCUGCCCUCAUCAACCUGCGCUUCCUGGACCUCAGCGGGAACCAGCUGGCGCUCAUCCAUCCGGAGGCUCUCAGCAUACCCGGCAGUCCCCUUCAGGAGCUCAACCUGAGCCGCUCGCUGUACAACUUCACCGCCCUGACGGACCUCACCACGGCUCUGCGCUGGGGCGGCCUCAGGGGUCUCCUCCGCCUCGACCUUUCUGGGAACCACCUCGCUCUGCUUCCCCCCGGGAUGUUCUCACACCUUCCCAAUCUGCAGCAGCUCUUCCUCACUAACAACUCUCUGGUAGCUGUCUACAGUGGGACCUUCUCUGGCAUGAACCAUCUGGAGGUGCUGGACCUGACACGGAAUGCCUUCAAGACAUUCAGUGCCGAGGCUCUACAAGAGCUGGACAGGCUCGGGAACGUCCGCAUCCUUCUCGGUGACAACCCAUACACUUGCUCUUGUGAAAUCCACAAUUUUGUCAUCUGGCUGAAUGAAUCAAGGGCUCAGCUAGAUGUGGAUGCCGUGAGAUGCACCUCACCGAGAGCACUGAGCGACACCCGGCUGCGAGGGCUCAGCGUCCAGGCUAUUGGGUGCGUCGUUCCAGUCCAAGCGGAGGUGGCUGACCUCACCCUGCAGACAUCCUAUGUUUUCCUGGGGCUGGUGCUUGGGUUCGUGGGAAUGGUCUUCCUCUUUGUGCUCUACCUGAAUCGCAAAGGCAUGAAGAAGUGGAUCAAUGAAAUGAGAGAUGCGUGUAGAGAUGUUCUGGAAGGGUACCACUACCGAUAUGAGAUCGACUCGGACCCCCGCCUGGGACACAUCUCAGCAGAUAACGGUGGUGGCAGCAGCAGCAGAAGGGCGCAAGGGCAUUUAAGAUUAUCGCUGUCACAGCAGCUGCCAAAUGACACCUGCAUUGUCCAGGUUCCCUCAGACGCAAAGGUCAAACAAGUGACAGCCACACCACCUUUGAACUUAUGAUCUCUUACUGAAACUAAAAUAAUUUGACAAAAUAUGAGCUAGAUGUAGAUAUGAAUAGUUUAGGCCAGAAAAUGUAUAAAUUAAUUUAGCAUUUUUGAGCUUCCUGUACAUACUGCAGUUAUAAAUCUCACCCUAAAAGUGCCUUUGUGUUUUUGAGGCAUAGAGGCAUUGUAUAUGUAAAGUGACAUUAUUACUGUAUGUUUGUAAAUUUUAUAAGAAUAUAAUAUAUAGGCUAGAGUGAUAUCAUACUAGACUGCAAACAGUUACUGUUUUUCUUUUUUUUGGUAUCUCAUAUUUAUAUAUCUUGAUAUACUGCAGAUGACUGCCAGAUAGAUACAAGACAUAGGUGGUAGCUCAGUGGCAUGUUGACCUAAGAAACUGUAAUCCAUAGACACCCAGUAAAUUGUAGACAUUUAUUAGAUUUUCUAUGGUUCAACUAUAAAAACAUGAAUCCUUUUUAGCCAGCUAUGUGUCGUCAUUUUGAGUGGUAUUCAUAAUGUGAACUGUAUCAGAAUAAUCAAAGGAGUAAAUAUUAAAGCCCCUGUAUGAUAUGAA